GUGAGAGAUAGGAUGGUAGCUGGGGAGGCGAGUAUGCGCAGCCCAAUCCUGGCCUGCUGGCAGCCAAUUCUCCUUCUGAUGCUGGGAUCCAUGCUGCCUGGCUCUGCCACAGGCUGCCCACCACGCUGCGAGUGCUCUGCCCAGGAGCGUGCCGUCCUGUGCCACCGGAAGCGAUUCAUGGUCGUGCCAGAGGGGAUCCCGACUGAGACCAAGCUGCUGGACUUGGGCAAGAACCGCAUCAAGACACUCAACCAGGAUGAAUUUGCCAACUACCCUCACCUGGAGGAGCUGGAGCUAAAUGAGAACAUUAUCAGUGCCAUUGAACCUGGGGCUUUCAACAACCUCUUCAACCUGAGGACGCUGGGGCUCAGGAGUAACAGGCUCAAGCUGAUCCCCUUGGGAGUGUUUACCGGACUCAGCAACCUUACCAAGCUAGACAUUAGUGAGAACAAAAUUGUGAUCCUCCUAGAUUACAUGUUCCAGGACUUGUACAACCUGAAGUCUUUGGAGGUGGGGGACAAUGACCUUGUCUACAUCUCCCACCGGGCCUUCAGUGGCCUCAACAGCCUGGAGCAGCUGACCCUGGAGAAAUGCAACCUGACCUCCAUCCCCACGGAGGCCCUGUCUCACCUUCACGGCUUGAUUGUGCUGCGGCUGCGCCAUCUGAAUAUCAACACCAUCCGGGAUUACUCAUUCAAGAGGCUGUACCGGCUCAAGGUCCUUGAGAUCUCACACUGGCCCUACCUGGAUACUAUGACAUCCAACUGCCUCUACGGGUUGAACCUGACCUCCUUGUCCAUCACCCACUGCAACCUGACGUCCAUCCCGUACGUGUCGGUGAGGCACUUGGUUUACCUCCGGUUCCUGAACCUGUCCUACAACCCCAUUGUCACCAUUGAGGGCUCCAUGCUCCAUGAUCUGCUCAGGCUGCAGGAGAUCCAGCUGGUGGGAGGGCAGCUCACCACAGUCGAGCCCUUCGCCUUCCGCGGCCUCAAUUACCUGCGCAUCCUGAACGUGUCGGGGAAUUUGCUGACCACCCUGGAGGAGUCGGCCUUUCACUCAGUGGGCAACUUGGAGACGCUCAUCCUCGACAACAACCCCUUAGCCUGCGACUGUCGGCUGCUCUGGGUUUUCCGGCGGCGAUGGAGGUUGAACUUCAACAAGCAGCAGCCCACCUGCUCCACCCCCGAGUUCGUCCAGGGCAAGGAGUUCAAAGACUUCCCUGACGUCCUCCUGCCCAACUACUUCACCUGCCGCCGAGCACGGAUACGGGACCGCAAACCUCAGCAGAUCUUCGUGGAUGAAGGCCACACCGUCCAUUUUGUCUGCCGGGCAGAUGGGGACCCGCCCCCCACCAUCAUGUGGCUCUCUCCCCGGAAGCACCUCAUCUCUACCAAAACCAAUGGGCGGCUCACUGUCUUCCCUGACGGCACGCUGGAGGUGCGCUACGCCCAGAUCCAGGACAAUGGCACCUACCUAUGCAUCGCCAGCAACGCGGGUGGCAAUGACACCAUGCUGGCCCACCUGCACGUGCGCAGCUACUCCCCAGACUGGCCCCACCAGCCCAACAAGACCUUUGCGUUCAUCUCCAACCAGCCCAAUGAGAGCGAUGCCAACAGCACGCGCGCCACCGUGCCUUUCCCCUUUGACAUCAAGACUCUCAUCAUCGCCACCACCAUGGGCUUCAUUUCCUUUCUGGGGGUCGUCCUCUUCUGUCUGGUGCUCCUCUUCCUGUGGAGCCGGGGGAAAGGCAACACCAAGCACAACAUUGAAAUUGAGUACGUGCCGCGCAAGUCCGACGCGGGCAUCAGCUCUGCCGACGCGCCGCGCAAGUUCAACAUGAAAAUGAUUUAA
Egretta garzetta (little egret) is the source of this 1854-nucleotide messenger RNA. It is a transcript of the gene LINGO1, whose product is annotated as leucine rich repeat and Ig domain containing 1. The record is from RefSeq and is a predicted model, not a curated record. Bases 13 to 1854 code for a protein of 613 amino acids. Gene Ontology annotation, molecular function: protein binding. The transcript has a single exon. Lineage: Eukaryota; Metazoa; Chordata; Aves; Pelecaniformes; Ardeidae. Gene Ontology annotation, cellular component: extracellular matrix.